UCUGGAGCCAGAUGACACACACACUCUUGAGGUCAGAUUGUUAUUCUUGCAAAUGGCAGUUUUGGACUUUGGUAUUUUUCCCUGUUUGGAGAAAUGAGAGGGAGGGUGUGAGAAAGAGAGAGAGGCAUAUAAAUUGUCAGCAUCCACGUUGGAGCAGCCUCAUUCAACAGGUCUCAGUAUGGAGUUCAAAGGAGUUUGUGUACUGCUGGGGGUACUACUACUGGUGAACUGCUCAUUUCAGCAGCAGACUCCACCGAAGAAGAAAAAAGUGUUGUUGGAAUCGGACACAGCAAAGGAUGCAGCUGUCGAGCAGCUACAGAAACAGAUCAACGACAUUGUACAGGAGCUCAACCUACUGAAGGAACAACAAGCUCUGCAGACAGUCUGUUUGAAAGGUAUAAAGAUCCACGACAAGUGUUUCUUGGCUGACACUGUGAGAAAACGCUAUCACACUGCCAGUGAGGACUGCAACGCUAUGGGCGGUGUCCUCGGUACACCCACAUCCAGCUACGAGAACGACCAGCUCAGAGACUACAUCCGCCUGAGCAUCGGCCCAGAUGAGCAGGUCUGGCUGGGCAUCAAUGACAUGGUGACUGAGGGCAGCUGGAUGGACCAGACUGGGGUCAGCAUUACAUUCAAAAAUUGGGACACCUCCAACUACCGGUCCCCUCAGCCAGACGGUGGCAAGACCCAAAACUGCGCCGUCCUGUCUGGGGCCUCCCAUGGGAAGUGGUUUGACGAUAACUGUCGUGAGGAGAAGCCCUCUGUCUGCCAGUUCAACAUUGUUUGAUCGCAUAUAUCUCAUCAUAGACUGUGCAUGGUUAUAGCUGCUUUCAGUGUAUGUAAUCCUGCUGCAAUGUCAAUCUCCCUUGCUAUUUUAAAAGUAGAAUCCAGUGGUUCUUAGCUGGUUUUGCAUCAGAACUAAAUUCUGGUUUAGAGGUCACAGUCAGUUCAGUUGCAUGAGACAUACAAUGUGGUCAUUUCUGAUUUAAGUUAACGUGUGAUGUGCCAUUUGCAGCAUUCCUUGUGGCCACAGUGAAACCAGGAAAAAUAGAAUAAGCCAAAGAUUGUUUUGGACAUCUCAAUCAUUUCUGCCUUCAUUUUAAAGAUCUUCUCCUAAAAAAAAAACUAAAAAAAAACAGGAUUAUUGUUCUUUCCAAUCAUUUCAAAACACUUAUAUUUAAAAUAUCAGUACUCCUGCAAUAAAAGGUGUGUAGGGGCUGGCACCUUGCACACAUUUAAAAACUGGGUGUAACGUUUAUUAUUUCCAAACAUCUCAUUAUGACUCACUGGUUAAGAACCACUGGUUUAAACUCAGACAUCCCUUCAUCAUUACUGCCUUUUGUAGCCAGAAUUAUAAGUGAUAUUGCAUUAACAUAAAACAAUGACUCAAUCUUAAACUGCAUUCUUUUAAGAGAUAAUUUCAGUUUGCUGGCCUUGUAGUUUCCAAUAAUGUCUAGCCUAAUAUAACCUAAAAAAAUUGCCAUCAAUAAACUAUGAAAACC
Messenger RNA from Etheostoma spectabile (orangethroat darter), 1505 nucleotides. RefSeq names its product C-type lectin domain family 3, member Bb (gene clec3bb). Lineage: Eukaryota; Metazoa; Chordata; Actinopteri; Perciformes; Percidae. Gene Ontology annotation, biological process: bone mineralization; ossification. The transcript has 3 exons. The record is from RefSeq and is a predicted model, not a curated record. Bases 179 to 790 code for a protein of 203 amino acids.